This is a messenger RNA of Danio rerio (zebrafish), 7211 nucleotides long. NCBI's taxonomy places the organism in Eukaryota, Metazoa, Chordata, Actinopteri, Cypriniformes, Danionidae. The record is from RefSeq and is a predicted model, not a curated record.
CGUUGGUUUAACCCGUUGCCUAGGCGCUCGGUCCAAGCUGUAACUAACUAGCAGCUGCAACAAUACAGUGGGUAGGCCUCAGGAGAGACGACACUACGAUGUGGCAUCAAUAUUUACAAGCAGACAGCCACUAUUAACUAUUCCAUGGCGAUUUUGAAUAACAGUCACGAUCGUUAUUUGUUUUAUUUUUAACAGCCGCCUGGAGAACAUGUGGAGAGGCUCGUGCUAAUAACUUACCUGCGACCUAGCCCGUUAGCCAAAGUUAGCGGACUCAGACUCUGCAAGGGUUUAAAAACUUUUUAUGCCGCACUAAAAAACGAGGAAAAUUAUAUAUAAACUACUAUUACACUCGUGACGGCGGAAAAUGACCGAAUAACGUUACGAAAGCGAAACGGAUUAAUGACGGAUGAUGGAUUAUGCAGAAGAUCAUGUGCAGGCAGUUGUAUUCUUAAUAACGUUAUGAUGAUUAGGUCAGAGACUAUCAUGGGCGGAGGCAAAUGCUGGAAACCACUAUCUAAACUUUGCUGCCAUAAACACUCUUGGCUAAUUUGCAAGUGAUGCCCGGACUACAGUUCUGCUGUACACGGCCAUGGAAAAAAGAGAGGAAAAGGAGCAGGACGAGCUCAGUGUCCGCUUACAGAGGGAUGGCGUGUCCCCUGAGGCCUCAGGAGAGGAGCGCGAGCGGCACCUGUGGGUUUUGCUCCAGCACAGUGAGAGCAGCCUGAGCACAGCCACUGAGGACCUGCAGACUUUACGCACACAGCAGGCCAGCGAGAUGAGAGAGGUGGAAAAUUAUGUGGAGCAUAUUCGAAACAUGCUGGAGGAGCGAGAGUCUCUUACAGCUGAGUAUGAACGCGACAAUGAAAAACUCCGUUCUGAGCUUGCGCUAAUGAAACACCAACAGGACUCUCAGUGUAAAGAGGUGGUGGAGAUGCUGGAACAGGAGGGUCUAGCAGAGAUCAGCCAGAGCAGUGCCAGUGAGCAGGUGGCGUAUCUGCUGGUGGAGAGAGCUACUCUACUGGAGAGACUGGAGGCUGCUGAAAGAAAGCUGGACACUCAGACCCUUACUGGAAACCUCAGAGAAGUCCAUCUACAGGAGGAGCUGGAUCAUAUUCGUCACACACUAGAAGAGGAACUCGGACAGCAAAAGGAAAACAUGAAUAAGGAAUCAACUGUUCAAAGUCCAUGGAAGAAGUUCUUUGGUGUGCGCAAGGCUACACUUAGAGUACAGAACCUUCCUGUUCACGGUGAAGAGCUUGGUAGAGAACGAAAGAGGCUGGAGAGAGAUCUGGAAGAGGCAUCGAAUCGUCUUGCUAUGGCACACAAAGAGAUUCGCCACCUGACCGAUGAACUAGAUGUCGCUCGUAAGGUCCAGAACUUUUGUGCACCAGAUCUGCAGAAAACUGGGGAGGAGGUAGAGCAAUUAAAACAGGAAGUGGAUAAGCUGAAACAGUGUGAUAUGGUGGAGCUGCAGAAGGCGAAGGAACGUAAUGAAAGACUGGACGGGGAGAUUCGUGUGUUAAGGGAUAGAGUUCGCUCUUUGGACACAGAGAGGAGAACUCUUCUUAAACUGGUUGAACAAUCAAAUCUGCACUCGACUCAAGGGAUCAGUGUGUCAUUGGAGCACAAUAAAAUACAAUCUAUACAGAGUGUCGGGAAUAAUGUCAAUCGUGAUUCAUCACUGGCUGAAGAGGAUGAGAUACUCCACAAAAGGUGUCGGAGAGAGUCUGAGGAUAAGGACAGUCGACUGCGAGAGCUGGAGAGGAGGUUGCAGAAGCAGCAGCGGGAGCACGAGGACCUGGUGGAGCGCAAUGAAGAGCUGGAGGCACUGCUGGGGGAGGCGCAGAACACAACUAAGGAUGAGCGAGAACACCAUGAGUGUGAGAUAGAGGGCUUACAGAGAAAGAUCAAAAGUAUUGAGGAAGAACUGAGAAAGAGGGACAAUAAGAAAGUUGAAAAAAAGGAUGAAGAUCUGUUUCGAGGGACUGACUCUGAGAUUAGCGAGAGCAUUCAAGAAAGGCUUAAGUUCCUUGAGAGUCGUCUUACUGAAGAAAAGGGUUGGAGGAAACAGCUGGAAGUGGAUCUAUCUGUAGCCAAGGCUGCUCUCAAAAAGGAAAAAGAGGUUAUGCAAAGAGACCAUGAGGAGCUGAAGAGAUUACGUGUAGAGGUUCAGAGGCUGGAGGUGGAAUGUCGUCAAGGGAAGACUCUUAACAAGAACCUCACGCAGGUUAAAGGAGAAAAGGGAAUUUUGGAAGAAAAAGUGGCCCAGUUGGAGCGUGCUCAGUCUCGAAUCCAGGAUGACCUGACCCUUCAGAAAGAGAACAGCCAGGCUGAAGAGGACCUGAGAGACAGCAGGGGACAGGUGGCAGAGCUUAAGUCCAUGGUGGACAAGCUGCGAACAGAACUGACUCGUCUAGAGAAGGAGCACAACACCCUCAGAGAUGAGCUGAUGGAGAAGCGUGGACUUGUGCUGCAGCUGCAGAAGGAGCUCAGUGAGAAAGCCCAUGAGAGGCUUCAGACCGAUGGAGAGAAGGAGAGACUCAGUCUGGAACUCCUGCAUCUGCAGCAGCAGCUCCAGUACACCAGAGAACAGAUACCCAGAUCUGCACAGGAACAUACAGCUAACCACAAGGCCACUGCUCAGAAUGAAGGAAGUUGUCAGCUGGCCUGUGUGAAGUCAGAGGUGAGUAAACUACACUCCACCCUGGAGGAGGAGAGACAGCUGGCCAGUCAACACCAGCUGGCCCUGCAGGCCCAGAUUGCUGAAGCUCAAUCCCGGGUUAAGGCUCAAGACUCACUUCUACAGCAAAAAGGAGAAGAGAACAAACAGCUAAAACAGGACCUGCAGAGAACCCAGCACCUCUUCACCUCGGCUGAGCGAGAGCUACGCUACGAGAGAGAGAAAAAUCUUGACCUUAAGAGACACAUUGCACUCCUAGACCAGGAGAAGGUCAAGCUGUGUGCAGAGCUGAAGCAGGCCCAGGCCAAAGUAGCCCAGCAUGAGGGGAACGCAGCAGGACAGGUGGCAGAGCUGGAGCGACUCCAGCAGAGGGCCAGAGAUCUGGAGCUGGAGAUGGCCAGAAGCUCUCAGAACCGUCAGACAAACAGCAGCCUAAUGGAUGAGCUUAAUUCACAGAGGUCACGUGUGAUCGCUGCUGACAAGAAGGUUGUUGAACUGCAGCAGCAACUGAAAAAUGCUCUGCACCAACUGCGCCUGGAGGAGGCCAGAUCAGGAGAAACCAGCAAACUGGAGAGAGACACCAGAGACAUGUCUGAUAACCUGUCUGCUCUCAGAGCCCAUUUGCAAGAGGAGCAGUUACAGAGGAAAUUACUUGAGCAGAAGGAUGAGGAGCUCCAGCAGCAUGUGCGCUCAUUGCGGGCCAAGGAGGCAAGUUUGGUACGCACCAACUUGGAAAUAUCUCACCGUGUACAGGAGUUGGAGACUCGACUGCAGGUCAUGGAGAGUGAACUUAACACAGCUAGAGAAGAGCAGAGAAGCGGCCAGAAGAGCUGCCACAGGCUGGAAGAACAGCUGCUGUCUGCCCAGCACGAGUCUGAGAGACUGCAGGAAGAGCUGAAGCUGGUCGUCCAGCAGCUUGACACAAAUGUCAGGAGAUACAAUGAAAAACAGUCACAGCAGAAAACCAAGUUGCGCAGAGCUAAACAGAUCUUCAUGAAGACAGUCAGCCAACAUGAGCAAAGGAUCCAGCAGCUGGAAAAUGAUCUGGCUCUUGCAACAAGUCUCUCAGAGAAAGAGAAGGACUGGAUUAGGACUGUAACAGAAGAAAACGAGCAACUCCUUCUGGAGAGACGAGAACUUCUUCAGCGAAUAAGUGAGGCAGAGGAGAUGGGGAACAAUGGACUGAGAACCGCUACUACAACCCAGCAGAGAGUUAAAUUCCUGGAAAUGGAGAACAAACAGCUGCAGGAGAAAACUCUAACACUGGCCAAUCAGAUAGGAAUUUUAGAUCGUGCAUUGAGAAACCUUCAGUCGGUGUGUACUGUUGAGGAGGUCAAGAAAAUGUUUCCAUCUGGAGCUCAUCAAGAUGGUUUGUUGCGAACAUCAACUCCAAGUCCACAGCCUGGUCUCUGUGACUCAUGGGGAAUAUUGGAUGCCAUCCGCAGAGUCAAAGUGGGUGAAUCUGGAGUGAAGAGCAUGGAGAUCUCCUCAUCUGUGCCUGUUUCACAGUCCACUGAGAUAGGCUACCUGAACCUGACCUCCCCUCUGACUCCCAACAGCAGGUUAGAGCAGGAGGAGAGUCUCAGUGCCACAAGCGAUGAGGCCUGAUGACUGUCAAAUGCCACCACAGAGUUUGCCAAUUCUGAAAAGUCACUGGAUCAAUCAAAAACUUUAAUAUUAAGUGAACUGUAAGUGGGUUAAACACAGACGGCUUGCUCAAGGAGUGGGUUUUAUGGCACUGUGACUCUGUUUCAUUUUUAGGUCUUUAUUUUCUUAUACUUAAAAAUAUUUUUAAUAGUGUGUGACGAGUGGCAUUAUUGCUGCAUAUUUAACAUGGGAUGACUUUAGUUCCAUUGACUCACAUAGGGAUUUUAUAUUAUCCGCAAGCACUACAGUUCAUUUGAUGCUAAGCUCAGUAGCCUUGUCCCAUCUAUAAGAAUGCCAUAUGUGUUUUUACACAUUCACCUUAUUAUGGUACGACUAUAGAAAAGCACUUAAAGCACUAUUAAUCUGAUGUUCAGAUGGUAUCCUCUGCAGGUGUUUACAAUUGAAAUGCACUAUUGCCUUUGGUGAAGUAGUAAGUAUUUAAAGGGAUAGUUCAAAUUCUUGCGUUUACACUCCUUUAACUUGUUCAAGGCCUGUUUGAGCUUCUCUUGUUGAAAACAAAUAUUACUGAGCAAUUGACUUUCAUAAUAUUGUUUUUGGUUCAAACAAUGGAUGGCAAUGGCUGCUGGUUUCCAAAAUUCUUCAAAAUUUAUUUUGUUUUCAGUGGAAGGGAAAUAAACGUUUAGAACCGCUUAAGUGUGCAUAAGCAAGAAGGGAAAUUAAAUAUUGGGCUGAACUAUCCCUUUAAGUGUAAAUGCCGACCAGUACAUGUAAAAACAUGUUUUUUGUAUGCUGAUUUUAGGUCCAAAUCUGGGAAAAUAUCACUUUAGGCUGAAAUAACUGCGUUCUUUGUAGCCAAACCUGGGAAAAUAUCACUUAUGCCUCAUUCAGACUAGCAACGACUUUGUAGCUGCCUGUCGCUCUGGGUGGUGACCUGCUGCAAAUGCAGGUCUGUGUGAAGGUAUAUAUAGCACAAAUACAACCGGCCUUUAAACGAGCUGAGAGGAUCAUGUGAGCUCUACUGGUGCACUUCAAAGUUGCACUUCAUUUGCAUAAAGUUGAAAAAUUCUCAACUUUGCCGCGUUGCUCAACACGCCCACCUGGCCGCCAACCAUAGAUAUAUACACUAGAUAUCGCAUUCGGACUCUGAGCAUGCGUCAUUAGCGCCGCCACAUUUGUACAGUGCUCCCAAGACAAACUUCAUUCAACCGCACCUAGUCAAGACUGAAGCCAUUGUGAAGAUGCUCGACUUUAGCGCGGUGUAUGGUCACAAAUCACAAAGGCAGAACAUUUCAUACGUAAGAUUUCGUUUUUUUACGUUUUUGUAAACACUUGAAACUUGUAUGAUUGUUGGCUAAUUGAACGAGUCAUUCAUAAUAGGAGAUUCAUUCACAAACUAAUUGCUCCCUCCAUUAUAAUUAGAAGUGAAAGCAGGAAAGGGUGUGUGUUUCAGGACAUGGAUUAGAUCAAAUUUAACAGGGAGGGAGGAUAAUACAUUUCCAUGCCCACAAACACAUGCUCUUUGUCAGCAAUGCCCUUACGGUCACUUUUCCAAUGUAGAAAAGUGAUGUAAAAUUAUAUUUUUCGUAAUUUAAAAAAUAUAUUUGCAUACUGACUACCAAGAACACUACCGAUCAUAGAUGAAUAUAUAAAUGGGUUUAUACCUAUGGCUCCGGAUGGCCAGUCCUCCACUGCAUGGCCCCACAUUCAUUUUAAAGAUGUGUUACCCUGUACUAAAAUGGCGGCUCUAUUGAUGCAUUCUUUUUAAUAGACAUCAAUAUCGCAGGCGACAUAUAAUGUAAAUAUCUAUGGUUGCCAACGGUCACUGUUGGUCGUGUAGACGGAGGUCACCGAAUGUCGCUUGCUCUCCGUUGAAAUGAACGGCCGCUGCGAGUUGCUUUUAGUAUGAAUGAGGCAUUAGGGCUGAGAUAACUGCGCUCUUUGAAGCUAAAAAUAUUUGCACUACUGUUCAAAAGAUUUGGGAAGAAAUUAAUUCUUUUAUUCAGCAAGGAUGCAUUAAAUCGAUCAAAAUAAGGAAUUUUUACAUUUUAUUUCGGAUAAAUAUACUUAAAUAAUAAAGCAUAUAUUCCUAUUUUGAACUGUGUUCAUUAUAAAAAGUACAAGUUAAAAGUUUUAAACUUUGAUAAUGAUUUUUGAAGAACUGUUUGACACUGAAAACUGGAGUAAUGAGUAAGAAAUCACUGGAAUAAUAUUCUUUAUAUAUUGAAAUGGAAAAGUUAGUUUAAAUUGUAACAACAUUCCUCUAAAUUGACUUUUUUUUUUUUACAGUAUUUAUGAUUACAUUAAUGGUGAUUUGUAAGAGAUUAUUAUUUUUUAUUUUAUUUUUAUUUUAAAAAUAUCUUUUGGAAUUUUGGAACAGUAGUUUGGUCUUUUUAGGAGGGCGGAAAUCACAGCCAUGAAAUGUACAAUCAAAAUAUUUAUUUAGACCUGCUUAUGUGUAGUAUUUGCUUUACAUAUUAGGUACGCAAUGUGGUUGUGAUUAAUAAUUUACCAUGAACAAAGGUUGCGUAUUAUGUUGUCCUAAAAAAGGGAUAUAUUAGAGAUACUUUAGCAUUAUCAGCCUUAUGGUAUUGUUGUUUACGUAUGAAAUGGGAGUUUUUAGAGUUUUUUUAUAUGUUAUUAUGUAGUCCUGAGAGACUGAAAUGACCUGUGAUCUGCGAGCAAAGUCACCUGAAAGAGGAAACACUUUGUAGAACUUUAAACUGUGGCAAAAGGAUGAAGAUCCUGCAGUCGUGCCUGUGCAUUAUGAGAGUAUCGUACAUUGUGUCCUGCUGCUAUACAAUAUUAGGAUGCAACCUUUACGAAAUAUUCAUAUAGGGCUCAUUGUAUAAACUGCGGACGACAUCAGUGUACAUGGCACACACUGACCUAGCAUGUAUUUUCUUAAUAAACUUAUUUUCACGAU